CGGGGACGUAGGGCCACCGUAUGCAUGUAUGUAAUCCGUACAUACAGUAACAUCCGUACAGUAACUUCAGUUUUGCGCGUGGGGGUUCUGUUCAACCUUUGGAAAUUGAGUAGCAUCGUAUUCCAAAUAUGCAUCACCAAUAUGCGGAGCAAACCUCCUUGGAAUGACUCCUCAUGGACAGAAAUGUCAGGACAGGCGUGUGUUGAACCCUUUUUAUUGGUUUCCUGCAAGUUUGCAACAGCAUCGCUUGGCUUUAUCGAAGAUCUUAUUACCAAGCCCACCAUUGAGAUCAUGAUGUCGGCGUCCCCAACCGAUCUCCAGAAACCAAGAAAAAGCCAAGUCGGCCGUUUUCUGCGAGUAGCAAAGAUCCGCAUUGCCUGCAAUCUGGCAAAGUCGUUGAACUCUGGCGUUAAGAGACGGAACGGCGAGACGCAGCGGGACAGAGGGAGAACACCCCGAUUUGCUGACCCGGUACAUGUCGGGAAGGCCAGCGAACGGGGGCUCUUCGGGUUCUGACUGCAUCGGGGAUAUUCCCACAGUACGGAGUAUCAGAAAGAGAC
This is a messenger RNA of Thermothelomyces thermophilus ATCC 42464, 560 nucleotides long. RefSeq lists its product as uncharacterized. Lineage: Eukaryota; Fungi; Ascomycota; Sordariomycetes; Sordariales; Chaetomiaceae. The transcript has a single exon. The coding region runs from base 184 to 516 and encodes 110 amino acids. The record is from RefSeq and is a predicted model, not a curated record.